Limulus polyphemus (Atlantic horseshoe crab) is the source of this 1289-nucleotide messenger RNA. RefSeq names its product 28S ribosomal protein S15, mitochondrial-like (gene bonsai). Lineage: Eukaryota; Metazoa; Arthropoda; Merostomata; Xiphosura; Limulidae. The transcript is spliced from 6 exons. The record is from RefSeq and is a predicted model, not a curated record. Gene Ontology annotation, molecular function: structural constituent of ribosome. Gene Ontology annotation, cellular component: ribosome. The coding region runs from base 14 to 1210 and encodes 398 amino acids. Gene Ontology annotation, biological process: translation.
GCAGCACGAAAGAAUGGUUGUUCGUGUUUUUGAUAAUCGAUUUCAACGAAUAUCUAAGGAAAUGUCAGUUUCAAAAGUAUUUUGCCUUAACUCUUUUUUCAAGGCCAAUGCUGGCAUUAAACUUGAAGUCUACAGUUCGAAAAAAUUAUAUUGCUUUUCAUCAAAUUUAAAAAACCUGUCUGGUGGCAAUAACAUUAGACCUAGCACUAGUACUAGUAGAGCCACUGCUACAGAAUUUAACUUCUCCAAUAACGUGAUGAAGUAUGAGACAAAUACUUGGCUACCACUAUCCGACUUUCGUAAAUUUAGCAAGAUACUUAGCCGAACAAGUAACCUCAGCAUUAAAGAUAAAUGUGCUUUAUAUAGUCUGCAAGAAAAGAUAGAGGAUAACGGUAAAUGGAAAUGCUUGAAACAGUUUAGUAUUUUGCCUACUGGGACAUCCGUGAGUUUAACUUUACCUAGGUUAAGAUCUUUAGAUCCACGUAUUCAUAGUACCAGGGGAUUGAAAUGGUUGACUUGGCCAACAGAUAAACUACCUGUUUCAUGGACUCGGCCUGAAAAGAAACCCCACAUAUUUAAUUCAGGUGACUUGGAACAAAAUCUUGGAUCAGUGGACUACAAACAGCUUAGACCAGGUUUUGAAAUAUCUGAAGAAUUAAAGACUGCCAGUGAAGAUGUAAGGAAACUCUUUACCUUGGAGUUUGCCCCAAAGAAAGAAGUUACUUUGUUCAAGAAGCAAGAAAUGAUAAGAAGGGUACAACGACAUCCUUUUGAUAAGAGUUCUCCUGAAGUGCAAAUUGCUGAAAAGACCUACAAAGUGAGGAGCUUGCAAGAACAUGUUAGAGCCAACCACAAAGAUAAAACUGCAAAGGUGAGCCUGCUUCAUGCAGUACAUCGUCGUAACAAGAUGUUGAAAGAACUGAGAAAGAUGGACUACCUACGCUUUAGUUGGCUGCUACAUGAGUUGCAAAUUGUAUACAAACCUUCACCACUUAAUUAUGUACCACCAAAAGUGACACGAAAAGGGGAGCUGCGAAGGCUUAUUACAGAAUAUUGUGAAAAUAUGAAACAAGAAAAACUAAAAAACUAUCGUGAAGAGCUGGAAAAACAACAAGAGCUAUUUAUUAAAGAAAAACAAGAGGCUCUCAGUUGGUUUGAAAAAGAGAAAAAAGCUUGUAAGUUGAGUACAGAUGAAAAUGCCAAAACAUAAGAACACUUGAUAGGUUUUUUAUUACAAACAGUUGCUGUCUAGUUUCUUUGCAUGUUUUAUUAAAGUAUUAAUUUCAAUA